CAGCAGGUGGGAGCGGGGCUGUUGAUAUCAAUAUGGCGGUUGUCAGCCAGACAAAGACAGUCAGUCUGAUGUGAUUGAGACAAGGGAGGUUUUCAGGGGGAGACUGGGAGAUAGGGGCCUCCCCUCCCCCGUCUCCUCUUCCUGCGCCGGCCUCUACCCCUCCCCAGUCCCCUUCCGACUGGCGCCCCACGCGGAAGACACCCCUCCCCCUCCCGCUUUCCCCUCCUCCCUGCCUCAGCCCUUCGUACUGGGACGUUGGGGAGGGGGUUGUGCCGGGCGGAGAGAACUCAGCAAGGAUUCAGAGAAUGGUAAAUAACACUGAUCAUCUCUAGUAAGGAUAUUGAUUCACCUCAUGUAAAGUAUGCUCAGUUCCUUUCCAGUGGUUUUGCUGGAAACCAUGUCUCACUAUACAGAUGAACCCAGAUUUACCAUAGAGCAGAUAGAUCUGCUUCAGCGCCUUCGGCGUACUGGAAUGACUAAACAUGAAAUUCUCCAUGCCUUGGAAACUUUGGACCGUCUUGAUCAAGAGCAUAGUGACAAGUUUGGAAGAAGGUCCAGCUAUGGAGGAAGUUCUUAUGGGAAUAGUACCAACAAUGUUCCAGCAUCUUCUUCUACAGCUACAGCUUCCACACAGACCCAACAUUCUGGAAUGUCCCCAUCGCCUAGCAAUAGUUAUGAUACCUCCCCACAGCCUUGCACUACCAAUCAAAAUGGAAGGGAGAAUAGUGAGCGAUUAUCCACGUCCAAUGGAAAGAUGUCACCCACUCGCUACCAUGCAAACAGCAUGGGUCAGAGGUCAUACAGUUUUGAAGCCUCAGAAGAGGACCUAGAUGUAGAUGAUAAAGUGGAGGAAUUAAUGAGGAGGGACAGCAGUGUGAUAAAAGAGGAAAUCAAAGCCUUUCUUGCCAAUCGGAGGAUUUCCCAAGCAGUUGUUGCACAGGUAACAGGUAUCAGCCAGAGCCGGAUCUCUCACUGGCUGUUGCAGCAGGGGUCAGACCUGAGUGAACAGAAGAAAAGAGCAUUUUACCGAUGGUAUCAACUUGAGAAGACAAACCCUGGGGCUACACUAAGUAUGAGACCAGCCCCCAUUCCGAUAGAGGACCCAGAAUGGAGACAAACACCUCCCCCAGUCUCUGCCACAUCUGGCACCUUCCGACUACGACGAGGGAGUCGAUUUACCUGGAGAAAGGAGUGCCUGGCUGUCAUGGAAAGUUACUUCAACGAGAAUCAAUACCCAGAUGAAGCAAAGAGAGAAGAAAUUGCCAAUGCUUGCAAUGCGGUUAUACAGAAGCCAGGCAAAAAACUGUCUGAUCUGGAACGAGUUACCUCCCUCAAAGUAUAUAAUUGGUUUGCUAACAGACGGAAGGAGAUCAAGAGGAGAGCCAAUAUUGAAGCAGCAAUCCUGGAGAGUCAUGGGAUAGAUGUACAGAGUCCAGGAGGCCAUUCCAACAGUGAUGAUGUUGACGGAAAUGACUACUCAGAGCAGGAUACUUGGCAAGUACGCAAUGGGGAGGAGGAGGAGGGAAGAAGUUCAGAGGGAGGCAGAGAAGCAGAGAAGGAUGACAGCACUAGCCAUAGUGACCACCAAGACCCCAUCUCAUUAGCUGUGGAAAUGGCAGCAGUCAACCACACUAUCUUGGCAUUGGCCCGACAAGGAGCCAACGAAAUCAAGACAGAGGCCCUGGAUGACGACUGAGCAGGGAGGGUUGAACAGGAGAAGUUAACUUAGUUUAGACGUAGCACCUUAGCAGACUUUCCUCGGUCCUUAACAUGUGUUCUUACAGUAUAACUUGCAGUUUCUUGUAUGUCAGUUAGCCGUUAGGGUCUUGUUCUGUGAAGAUGGCAUGGUGCCCUCAGCCUUUGCAUAUACUCUCUCAGUAUUAAUUCCCAGUAAAUAAUAACCAACCAACCAACCAAACUUCCCUCUCCCAGCCCCCGAGGCUAGAAAAUCUUGCUGCUCUGUCUUAGCAUUCCAAGAAAGUGCUUCCAGGUAUUUAGAUAGCCCUCAGUUCUCCAAUAUUAGGCUACGUGUAAAACCUUGGGUACCUUUAGAUUCCUGUAACACUAGUCUGUACCUUUUUCCUUCCCCAAGACUGAUAGGAUGCAAGCUGAGGUAGUGUGGCCCAGGAUUGACAGACACCAUUUGGGGAGUGUCCACAGAGUAAAAGGAACACUAGAAUUCCCACUCAGGGUGGGAAUAAUUGAUUUCCAGCUGCAAUAAGCCGUGCCUCAUAAUAGUCACACUGUGGCUAGAUUAUACUUCUUUGGGUGCUGUGCUAAGAAUGUCCAUGGAAAAACUUGAUCUCAAAUUUUGGUUGAUGUUAACAUGCCUGACACAGACAUCCUUUCCUCUCACAAGCUGUGUGACUUAGUAGAUAAAAUACUGCCUUCUGCCUUUGGGACCAUGAUUCAAACAAAAAAAAGACAAAAAACAAAAGUCAUUAAAAAAAAAAAAAAAACCCAGCUUGAGAGCAUUGGAAAAAAACAUGAGCUGAAUGUCUAAUGGAUGUUAAGUCCAGUUCUCAGAACCACUGUACAUUACAUGGCACAGGUGUGUGCCUGCCUGGAAAAGUGCUGGAGGCCAUCAUGGAAGCUGCUCUGCCUCCUGUUUAUGUCCCCUUUCCCUGCUACCAAAAAAAGUCAAGGAUGGAGCUAAGGUCACAAAUGACUGAAUGAACUUCCAGUCUUUGUAUCCAUUUACUGAAGCCCCCUCAAUAUGAGAGGUUGAUAGAGGACUUUAUAGUGGGAUUAUGCUGACUGACUAUCACAAAUGCAAAUACUUUCCUAAAUAGGAGCAGAAAAAACAGGGGACAAUUGCCACUUACGUGGCGGGUCUUCAAGAUACAACGUGAUGUGACUGCUUUGGUGUUCUCUUUACUCUGUCCUUGUAGAGGUGUGAAAAGCUAUAUUGCUACAGGCAAUUUAUUUAAUAAUUGGAAGCCAUAUUGAUAAUGGAUGUGGUAAUAUUUGUAAAGUUUAAUCUACUUUAAGCGGCAGUAACUAAUGGAAUUUUUUUCCUUGAUCACAUAUGUAGCACUUUUGUUACUUUUUAAAGAUAUUUAUAUUUGAUAAAUCUUUUUUUCAUUUUGAGAACUCAAAAUACCAAACAGUGAACUUGCGUUAUAAAGUCACCCUGUGAUCACCUUGUCAUCUAGUAGCAAAAUGAUGAACUAUUCAUGCAUCAAAGAAAAUUACAUCUGCUGGCCUUGUAUGAAAAUGAUCUCUUGGCAUCCCGAUUAAAUGACACACUGUCACUGUGGGGAAGAGGAAACCGCCUUCGAUGUAGCGGCGUAGGCAUCCUAGGAGCCCAAGAGAGUGGAGUCCACCCAGGAGGAAGGCCCCAGUUGGCGUGACCUGGUGAGCGGAUCCACCAGCUUGACUCCUUGGAAUUGGCCUCUGUAAUAGGUACCUUGUUUCAUUAGCUGGCUAAUGGGGUCUUUGAUUAUCUAUUACCCCCACCCCCCCAAAAAAAUGUGAAGGAAACAAGGUAUGUGUGCCUUCUGUUUAGCUAUUGAUCCAGAUUUGGCAUCUCUGGUGGCAUCUGGGUGCCACUGAAAUUUUGGAAUUGGAGACAUUGACUCUGUCCUUGGAAAGAGCACGUGACUCUUACCAACCAGUAUACAUGGCAGAGAUGAGUCACAAGAUCUGUGUUGCCUUUAUAACUUUUCCAGCUUCCCAUCACUUCCAGAUCAAGCCAAAAUUUCAGUCUUGUUUUCUGGCUUCCUCUAAGCCCAGAAACCGCUCCCCUUCUGUUGCUUUACUGGAACUAAGAGCCCAGUAUAAACUUAUGAGGGUCAUUUUUCCACUUCAUCAUUCAUUGAAGCUAUUAAACUGGAAACAAAACGACAUUAGUGCUGUAUUAAUGUAAACAGCAGCCACUCUAGUGAUAUUACAUUGAGCUCUUUUGUUUUUAUGCCAGAUUCAUGGGUGGGGGUAGGCAGUGCAUACAUUAGCAGAGUGGAUUGAAGGAAGGUGAGAGCUCAGCUGUGGGCUCCUUUCAAGAGCAUUAUUGUUAGUGAUUUGCCUUGAAAACCACAUUUCAAUAUGUUAGUCAGUGAGCCCCUUAAUCCUGCAUCUCUGAAAACGGGCGCCACGAAACCAAAACCAAAGUUCUUGGGGGCAGGGGUUGGGGGGAGUAAGCUUCUCCCUUCAAGCAUUGGCAUCUCUGGCAAGGCUUUUCUUUACUGCUCCCUGGUUUUGCCAGAACACUGCUUUCGAAAGGGCCUCUUCUUUUCCUAGUAGUUUUUCUCACACAGAUAAUAGAAAGCAAGCCUGUGGCAUGAGUCUAGAGCAGGCUGUCCCAACUUCCCACACACCUGCUCUCCCCUGUGCAUUUGGCCUGGUCUCCAGAAACGGGAGAGAAAACCCCCUGCUGGGCCUAGCCCUGCUUUCUUCAGAUUCACCCAGGCUGCAAGGGAUGCUCCUCUGCCAGAAGAUACCAAGAACAUCAUAGUUGCCUCCCCUGGAAGAGCCCACAGCCUUCUCUGAUUCCCCCUGGGCUCCCCUCCCUCCCUUCCACGGCCAUAGUCACCGUUGGGUAUGCAGUACCUUCCAAGGAUACAUUUCUAGUUCUGUUUUUUAAGUGCCUAAGCAAGUUACAGACCUCUGGAACCUGCCAGAGAGUCAGCCCCCUGACCCCCCUGCCCCAUCCUUUCCCAACCCUGCACUUAGCCCCCAGGGGUGGGCACAGAUAGCCACCCGUCUCCAGAUUCCCCAGCGUCCUGCAGGCGGAACCACUGCAAGGGCAAGCUCCUGGGCAGGGCGAUGUCGUCGUCGCCCUGUCAGGCUGGCUUUGUCGCUCUUUCCUGUGCUUUUUUAGGGAUUUCUCUGUUGAUAGGGUUACAGUCUUGAUUCAUAGAGAAUGUUAAGGAGCCUGCUUAGUGAGGUGUACAGCUACUGAGUGGGGAAGAUGGGGAGAGCAAGACAGCCGCAGAACAGAGUCCCGUCUGCCUUUGUCCGCAGCUGGAAAGUGCAUCCAGAUCCAAGAGGGCAAAGAGUCAGAUAAUCAUAGCUAAAAACAUAAUGAUUCAUUUGCCGUCAUUAAUCACUGGAACCCUGGCUGCCUCUCUCCGUCGUCUCUUCCUAGAUUUGAGGGAUCAGGGUGUCUGCUCACAAGGGCUCAAAAAGGCCCAUCAUCGCUGGGGGUGAGGCAAGAUCAAAAGUGUGUCUUUGAAAAUAAGUGUGAGGUUAUUCGUUUGCUUUUUUUUUUUUUAAAGUAAUUUAAGUCUGACCUGAAUUUGGGGCCUUCAUUAUGUGGUGGGUGUACGACGGAUUAUUUUGUGACUGCACUCUGUUCACAUCACGGCACUAAGCAGCGCUCAGAUGAUUUGUUGGUGCAUUAGAAAGUUUUUGCAAAAUGGACAAAUCCAUACCCAGGCACUUUAUUUUCAUUAAUAAUCCAGCGUUUUUGUUCAGACAAUGUAAUAACCCAAAUGGUGGGCAUUCACAUUUUAACAGGUAUGGGCAAAUUUGCCAGAGGAAUUAUUUGGAUUUGGAUAGAGAAGGGAGGCGGGUUGAUGAAAGCGAUCAAACGGGAGAGAACACCGCCGUGGUGGCCACGAAGGGAGGCCCGUCACGCCCACCCGGGUCAGGGCAGCGCGGGUGGCCAGGCUGUGCAGACGCGUGUUUACAGGUUCUACUGGUGCUGGUUGCUGCCCCCGGGCACAUGGCGGGAGGUCGCAGAGCUGGGAGUGGGGGUGCAGGGGGAGCAGCGGGGGGGGGGGGGUGGGCAGAAGAGGCCCACUCGCCUCUCCGUGAAUCGCACCCAACGCCCCGGUGGCGCCUAGUGCCAGGGACUGCAGCUUUGUCUUGCUGUUUGUUGCAGGGGUUGGGGGUUUGGGGGGAUGGGCUGGCACAGCAGCUGAUAAAAUGGAAAAUGAGUUUGAGAGUCAUGAUCUGAUCAGAUACCAUGGACCAGAUGCCUUGGGACUGCCCGAAAGUCUUUAGCGUCCACCAAAUACUCGAGUAUCUGCGACGGGCUGUGUGGGGUCCCUGCCGGAUGGCUUUGGGGCAGAGCGCCCUUCCCUGCCUUGGCCGUCGUGUGUCUUACUUAGUCUUUGUGUUUCCCUUUGGCGUCUCCUGGUCUUUGUCCCCAUCUUGUACACCAUGUGUCCCUGAGGGGAGUCGCACCUGUGUCUGAGUCUGCUGUAAGGUGUUCAGUCUACCUCAAGGGGUCAUCAUGGUCAACUCUGUCCCAUAGCAAUCCUUCUGCCAUCGCCACACACACUGGAAUGUAUAUCUGCCCCUGGCCCCGGCCCUGCCUUCCCUGUCAGUAAUCCCCUGACCCCAUCUUUCCUGUAAUCACCACAAACUCCUAGUGCAAAUUGGAUGCUGCUUUAAAUGUGAAAACAAUUGUUCAAAAGCUAUAAAACCUGAAUGAAAGCUAAAGCUGAAUUUAUAAGCCUUGUUGCAUAUGAGCCAAAAGUGCAAAAAGCUCUAUAUAAUGAACUAACCUGCCACUCGUAUAAAUAUAAAUAUAUAUAAAUAUAUUAAAAUCAGACUGUUCUACAAAAUUGUGUAUUUGUAUUUUUGUGUACGUACAAUUUUCUGCUAAGCAGAAGGAGGAUGUAGUAUAGGAUGCUGUGAGAAGAGAUUUGGUUUAAUCCUAUUUCUUUGUUACUUAUUUUUGUUAACAUCAGAUGCCUGUCUUUGUCUUCUAUGUGUAUGACACUGUUUGGAAAGCUGCAGUAUCUCUCUUCCUUAGGUCCAGAGUCCGUUAGAGAAUGAAAUCUGGGGUUUAGAGAGUUGUCCAGGCCACCAAACAUGGAGAAGUGGACAGAGCUUGGCCGCUCGCGGUCCUGAGGCAGCAGUGAGGCAGGGCACGGCCUCUGGGAAGCAGAAUCCCGCUUCUAGAAAGCAACUUCCAAAAUAAAAGAUGGUCAGAUCUCUCGAACAUAAGACUCCACCGGGUCCAUCAGGAGGAGAUGCAGGACCUCUUAUUCCUGGGCCAGAAGUCCGCCCAGGAAGCAGCAGGGGCCCUGCCUGGCUGUAGCGCCCAGCUCACUGGCCGUCCCCGGGCGCACCUCCUUCUUCCGAGUAGUCGCUGCCUUUUUCGGAUCAGGUUACCAAAAUGCCUCCCCUCUGCUGAGCUGCUGGCGCUUCAUCACCCAGACCUCCAGCCCCAGUUCCCUGGAGCAUCUCAGAACCCACUUUCCCGGUGCUAACACACAAGAGGGGGGUAAAGUGGCUGCCAGUCGUGGCCAGAAACCAACGUCUGAGAGGCCAGGCCGGAAGACAAGCUCUGUGUGCCCAGGGCGGCCCCGGGCGCGGGCCCCACCCCUGCUGCCCACCCAGCUCUCAGCCCCCCGGCAGUCCCUCUUGGCGUGAACCUUCUCUGGGGAGAGCGAUACUGCACCUUCACCUGUGGGACUCAUAUUUAUAACAAUGUGUAAUGACUGUAGCAAAAAGCCCUUGUUUCUAGAUGUAAAUGGUCAAAGAAACAAGCGCUCUAUUGUAUUGAUUAAAAUAGUUCAAAUGAGUCCUGUAUCAUUGUAUCUCCUAUUCUGGAUUAGUGCCUUUUGGACAGUAGACUGUUCUGUAAUUAAAAUGUAGUAUACUGCUUUUUUGUACAGUUUUGUUUUAAUAAAACUUUUUUUUAAUUUGUGUUUAUUUUAGUAUUGUACCUAUUAGAGAAUAAAACGUAUAACUGAA
Molecule: messenger RNA, 7650 nt
Organism: Canis lupus familiaris (dog)
Lineage: Eukaryota; Metazoa; Chordata; Mammalia; Carnivora; Canidae
Gene: HMBOX1
Product: homeobox containing 1
Exons: 12
Coding region: 362-1696 (444 amino acids)
Biological process (GO): positive regulation of DNA-templated transcription
Cellular component (GO): nucleus
Molecular function (GO): double-stranded telomeric DNA binding
Source: RefSeq, a predicted model, not a curated record